Molecule: messenger RNA, 375 nt
Organism: Oikopleura dioica
Lineage: Eukaryota; Metazoa; Chordata; Appendicularia; Copelata; Oikopleuridae
Source: the annotation of a GenBank genome assembly
AUGGAAAAUGAUAGCAUUCCAGGGCUUGAUUCAUCAUCAGAGUAUGAAGAUGCUAACUCAGACGUUGUUGACGCGGGCCUGGAUUCUACACAGUACAUCACACCGAGAAAAGAAGAACAAGAGCCAGAAAUAAAAUCCCGCACAUCAUCACUUCUUCAACUGAUGGGCAGUGUAACUGGACUGAGCAGUCUAAAAGGAGACGAAGAAGAAGCAGAAACCGAUAUGUCAGAAAUCAACUCAGAUCAGUCAUCAAUAACAGCUGAUAUACCCGAUGAGCAGCAGCCAGAAAUUUUACGAAAAAAUACGCCAGGGCGAGCACCAACAUUACCAGGGACAGUUAAAGAAUAUUGCUCUAUUUUUUACAAAGAGCAAUAA